AUGGAUUUGAAUAGUUAUGGAAAUAUCAAGCUCACCGUAACUCUUGUACCAGCUAUUGUCGUAACUAUUGCUUGUAUCAUUGUUUGGCGUCGUUAUCCAAAAAGCGAGGAAUUGAUGCUCAUAAUCAUGAAGGGCAUCAUCAGUAGAAAAAAUAUUGACAACAGACCUACAUACCUUGUCUGCAACAGGAAACUCCCGUCAUCAAAGCGACGUCAUUUUAUGUAUAAUUCCAUUUUCAUUAUUACUAUAUGCGUGAUGUGUUUUUCUACUGUCGCCAUCAUCGAAGUAACUUACGAAUGCCUUCACGACCCAGACUUGGAUUGCUUCAAAAAGAAAGAUGAUGUGAAAUUAUCUGAAUUUCUGAUUGAAUACGAUGAAUCACCUAUCAACUGUUCAACGAUUUCGAGGGGUGAUUUCGUUAUUUGCUACCGUCUGACUGCUUUUGAUCCUGAGAGAGCCUUUAUUGGCACUGCGGCUGGAUACUUAUUAUUCAAAAUGCUCAAUUUUGGCCUUCUUAUCGUGGCGCAUGUCAUGCUUUUGGUAACACAAAAAUUGCCGGAAACUUUGGUAAACCGCUUUAAGAUCGGGUUUGCCUUAAGUAUCUUAGCUGUAUUAUUUAUUCCACUCCUUUUAAGAAUAUUUCUAGAUGAGGUGGAAUCAGCAUUUCGUAAGAUGUCAUACACAGUGGUGCUUCAAUUCCUGUGUCUUGCGGCGGACCUCGUCCAUUUGGUACUUCUUCCUUGGGAAAAGUUCAGUAAAAGUAAAGAGUAUUAUGGAGAUGCGUCUUUACCAGACAAUGCUGAUGCACUUGAAAACGAAUUGGAAAUGGCCUAA
This is a messenger RNA of Paramuricea clavata, 834 nucleotides long. NCBI's taxonomy places the organism in Eukaryota, Metazoa, Cnidaria, Anthozoa, Malacalcyonacea, Plexauridae. The record is from the annotation of a GenBank genome assembly.